Molecule: messenger RNA, 13732 nt
Organism: Apis dorsata (giant honeybee)
Lineage: Eukaryota; Metazoa; Arthropoda; Insecta; Hymenoptera; Apidae
Gene: kug
Product: fat-like cadherin-related tumor suppressor homolog
Exons: 23
Biological process (GO): homophilic cell-cell adhesion
Cellular component (GO): plasma membrane
Molecular function (GO): calcium ion binding
Source: RefSeq, a predicted model, not a curated record
CACAAGGAAUGCGGACCAAUUUUUGCUCUAGCCGCGCGGGUGCUAGUCGCUGGCAAGCCGCCAUGUACGUGCACGUCAUUUCAUAUCGGCUCCUUGUUGCCUAUCUUGCAAGGUAACAUCAAGACAAAGGCUGUGCUCGACGUGGAAUCGAAGAGAGGAUACUGGUUAACGGUGUACGCGCAGGAUCACGGUGUAGUUCCUCUGAGCUCCAGUUUACAGGUGUACGUGGAGGUGCUCGACAAGAACGACAACACACCAUUGACCGAGGUUCCGGUCUAUUAUCCAUCGGUCCUCGAGAACUCACCGGCAGGCGUGAGCGUUCUCCAGAUACGGGCGUUCGAUCGCGACGUCUCGCCUCAACGAUUCACCUUCUCCAUCACGAGCGGCAAUCCAGAGGGUUAUUUUCUCAUCAAUUCCACCACGGGUUUGAUCACGACAAGCGGACGGAAGCUCGAUCGGGAGAACCAGGCGGAACACGUUUUGGAGGUGACGGUCAGGGACGACGGAUGGCCGUCCCUCUCCUCGACGACCCGUGUCGUGAUCGCAGUGGCGGACAUAAACGACCACGGGCCCGAAUUCGAGCAAAAGUUCUACACCGUUCAGAUACCAGCAUCCCCGUCCACCGAUAAACCGUUGUUCCAGAAAUCGAGGAACCGCUCGCGGGAGUUCGACCUUUCGAUCGAUACGUUACUAGAGAAUGGAACUUGGGAGACAUUUAGCCUCGACAGCUUGUCAGGAGAUCCUAUAUUCAGGGUACUCGCGAAGGAUAAAGACAUCGGAGAUAAUGGAAAAAUUCAGUACAGUAUCAAGGGUGGGCGAGGCAAGGGCAAGUUCAAAAUUCACCCUACCACUGGAAUGGUGUACUCUCAACGCGGAUUCGAGGCUGGACAGGAGUACGAGAUGAUGAUAAGAGCGGCAGACUGCGGGGAACCGCAGCGCAGCCAUCAAACACGGGUGUCGGUGCAAGUUGUCGAGGUACCAAAGGAAUCCGAGAACCCGCCAGUCUUCAAAACGAACAAUCAGAGUGUCGAGGUUACGGAGAGCGACAAGGUCGGGUUUCUCGUGGCACUGGUCCAGGCCACCGACAAGGAUGGCGACUAUUUGUGGUACGAUAUCAUUGACGGCGACGAAAGGGACGAGUUCUUCAUCGGUCGAGACAACGGAAACGUGCUGCUCGCGAAGAAACUUGAUUGGGAAACGCAAAACUUUUACAACCUGACGAUCCGCGUGACGGAUAGCGUGGAAUCUGCUGUGACCCAACUUCUGGUCAACGUGAUCGACAUCAACGAUCACAGGCCAGAAUUCACCGAGAGUGUCUAUCACGUGGACAUCUCCGAGAACGUGGAAAAAGGGGAGAAGAUCCUUCAGCUCCACGCGACCGACGAGGACGAGGACAAGAAAGUGUUCUACAGCCUUCACGCCGCCCAGAAUCAAGCCUCGUUGGAGAUCUUCCACGUAGAUUCGGUGACGGGUGCCGUUACGUUGAACGAGGUCCUCGAUCGAGAGACGAUCGAGGAGCACGUACUCACCGUGAUGGUUAAAGAUCAAGGGACACCGGCGAAACGAAACUACGCCAGAGUUAUAGUAACGGUACACGAUCACAAUGAUCAUGCCCCGGAGUUCAUUAGCGAGAUCAUCCAAGGAAAAGUGUACGAGACAUCUCCAAUCGGCGCUGCUGUGGUUCAAGUGUACGCCAUAGACAGGGACAAAGGAGACAAUGCCAAGAUCACUUAUUCGAUUACUUCUGGGAACGUGGGUAACAUGUUCACGAUAGAUCCGAAUCUAGGCGUGAUUCGAGUAGCUCGAGAAUUAGAUCUGAGCGCCUCCUCGGAAUACAUAUUGUUGGUAAAGGCUACCGACCACGGUUCCCCGGCGUUGGCCAAUACGGUGCCUGUACACGUGAUGGUAACUAUGGCCGACAACGCGCCACCUAGAUUCAUCCAAAAAGAAUUAUCCGCCGAAAUUUACGAGAAUCAACAGGUGGGCACUUACGUGAAGCACGUGGAAGCAAGAAGCACGUCCUCUUUGCAGUUCGAGAUCGUUCAAGGGAACAAAGAUGACACUUUCUUCGUGAACCCGAGCACGGGCAUCAUAGUGAUCAAGAACGAGCUGGAUUACGAGAAGACGAAAUUUUACAACUUGACGAUAGCCGCGACCAACAUGGCGAGCGCGAAGGCGCAUUGUAACGUGAUCGUCCACGUUCUGGAUCGAAACGACAACGCGCCAAGAUUCCUGCAAGCCGUUUACAGCGGGGAAAUAAGCGAGGGCGCCACUAUAGGCUCCUUGGUACUCACCAACACGAGUACCCCAUUGGUCAUAAAGGCGGAGGACGCCGACUCCGAGCUGAACGCCCUUUUGAAUUACGACAUAGUGGAGGAUUUGCCGCGAAAAUACUUCCACAUAGACUCGAGCACGGGCGCUAUUAGAACGGUAAUGGUUCUGGAUCACGAGACCGUUCCUAAGUUCACUUUCCACGUGAAGGUCUCCGAUCUAGGGAAACCGAAACUCUCCUCCGAGACCACCGCAAAAGUAAUGAUCCUCGUCACGGACGUGAACGAUUGUCCGCCCAAGUUCCUCGAAAACGACUAUAACACUACCGUGCUGCUACCUACGUACAAGAACGUCGCCGUGAUCCGAGUCAGCGCCGUGGAUCCAGACAGUUCUGAAGGAGUACCGCUCAGGUACGACAUUAUCGAUGGAAACAAGGCGCACACGUUCGACAUAGACUCCCAAACCGGUGUGAUCACCGUGUAUAAUCCGGAACGUAUGAAGAAAAGCUAUCUGCUACGGGUCCGCGUCUCGGAUGGAAAGUACUCGAGCGUGUGCCAGGUGAACGUGAUGGUGGAGAAGUCGGAAAACUCUGGUCUGAUGUUCCAGAAGGACGUCUACGAGGGCACCAUACCGGAGAACUCGACUCGAAUCACCACUGUCGCGGUCGUGAACGUUUUGGGGAGCGCGUUGAACGAGCACAUUGUCUUCAGCAUUCUGAACCCGACCGAAAUGUUUGUAAUUGGAUCCACGUCCGGCGCGAUCCGAACCACCGGGAUUAGAUUCGACCGGGAGGUUUGCGACCAUUACGAAUUGAUAGUGGAGGCGAGGAGUCAGAUGCCGGGCAGGGAGAAGCCGAGGGUGGCGCACGUGAUCGUGAACGUCACUAUAUUGGACAUCAACGACAACUGUCCAAUGUUUGUUAACUUGCCCUAUUACGCCGUCGUGUCUGUGGAGGCGCAGAAGGGCGACAUUAUUACGAAGGUGCAUGCAAUAGACAUGGACAGCGGCGACAACGGAGAAGUUAGAUACGAGCUGAAGAAGGGCCACGGAGAGUUAUUCAAGGUGUGCAGAAAAACAGGCGAGAUAUCUCUGAAACAGAAUCUGGAGGGUCACAAUCGCGAAUAUCAACUCACUAUUGCCGCAUACGAUGGAGGCAUUACACCGUGCUCUAUCGAGGUACCGGUGAACGUAAAGGUGAUAGAUCGAUCGAUGCCGGUGUUCGACAAGCAAUUUUACACGGACAGCGUGCUGGAAAGUAUUGAGAUACACUCGCCUCUAGCUUUGUCUAUACAGGCCGAGUCGCCGUUGAAUCGCAAGUUGAUAUACAGUAUAACGAAAGGGAACGAUUUCGAGGAAUUCGCUCUGGAUUUCAACACAGCCCCCGACAGUAACAAUGGUCCUUGUGUAAUCUACGUGGUGGACGAGUUGGAUUACGAGCAGAAGAAGCAGUACGAGCUGACCGUCCGCGCGACGGACAGCGUAUCAGGCGUCUACGCGGAGGUGCUCGUUAGCAUUCUGGUACUGGACGUGAACGAUUGCCCGCCCGAAUUCACUCAAGACUCGUACAACAUCUCGGUAUCCGAGGCAGCGCCGUUCGGCACUUCCGUGUUGAGAGUCAGCUCCAGAGAUAACGACACGGACAUAAAUCAGCAAGUACGCUAUGCGAUUCAAAACGACACGGAAAACAGCACGGAUCUGUUUCACAUAGACCCGGAAGAAGGUGUGAUCUUUUUGAAGAGAUCUCUGGAUCACGAAGCCCACGAGUCUCAUCACUUCACCGUAAUAGCCAUAGAUCGCGGCGUACCGAGUCUUUCGAGCACUGCCCACGUUUGGGUGACUGUGAUCGAUAUGAACGACAACCCACCCAAGUUCGAGCAACCCUCGUACACCUGUUCACUGUCCGAACACGCGGAACGGGGUCAAUUCGUGACUGUGGUAUCCGCCAGUGAUCCGGACUACGUUGAUGAGAAACUAACGUACACGAUAGUCGGUGGCAACGAGCAACAAACGUACAACAUCGAUCAAUCAACUGGCAUUAUUUCGCUGAUCAACAUGCAGAACUUUGGAGAAAAAAAGUUGAGCAUGCUAAAUGUCUCUGUCACCGAUAAUGUCUAUACGAGCUUCGCACGUGUCAAGAUCGAGAUACUACCUGCCAACAGACACAAUCCUAAGUUUCCCAAUCCGGUGGUCGAAGUAACGGUAUUCGAGAAUCAGUUGCCUGGUAGAUUGGUCACUAGUGUGAUAGCCACUGAUGAUGACUUCGGAGAAUACGGAACGGUCAUAUACAGCAUACCUUCUGAACUUAUGAAAGAGAUUUUCGAUAUAAAUAGAUUGACAGGAGAGAUUGUAACUAGGAAGAAAUUGAAUCGGGAAGAGCAGAAAUUGUAUGAAAUACCUGUGAUGGCUACCGAUGGAGGUGGUAGGUCAGGUUUCGUGAUGGUUAGGGUUAAAGUUGGGGAUGAGAACGACAAUUCACCCGUGUUCCUUCUGAAGGAAUAUAAAGCUAGUAUCCAUGGGAAUUUGACCAUAAAUACGUCAUUCUUGAAAGUGAAGGCUAAGGAUGCUGACGAGGAUGACGCUGCGAGGAUCGUUUACUCGAUUUAUGAACCACAGACUUCGGAAGCUAAGGCCUUAUUCGGAAUAAAUCCUAAUACUGGAGCUUUGUUCCUGCAGAAAAGUGCGAUAUCAUGGGAAAAUCAGUUAUUUGAGCUCUUUAUUCGUGCCGAAGACAAAGGUGGAGCUACAACUCAUCACGCUGAUGUUCCUCUCAGCAUCUAUAUAAUGGGUCCACAAGAUAUUCCACCUCUAUUUGAACGAAAAGAGGACAAAUUCUUCAUAUCUGAAGCAUCUCCUGUCGGUACACCAAUAACCAGGCUCAAAAUCGUAACCAAUAGCACAGUCACUUAUAGAAUAGUUUCUGGAGACGAAGAUUCCCCGUAUUUCAUGAUUGAUGGUUAUGGACAAAUUACUUUAAUCAAACCUUUGGACCGAGAGAACAAGGACAAUCACUUGAUCGGAGUUCUCGCCGAAACGGAUUCCAGUCCUCCAUUGACAGCUCUUGCAGAAAUAUCGCUUCAAGUGUUAGAUGAAAAUGAUCAUGCUCCUAAAUUCGAAAGCAAUCCUUAUGGUAUCAGCGUGGCGGAGAACGUAGAAGAAGGAACAUCGAUUUUGAAAAUUAUCGCGCACGAUGAUGAUUUAGGUAGCAAUGGAGAAGUUCGAUAUUCUUUCGGCUCGGAUAUAGGCGAAUUGGCGAAUGUAUUCACGGUGGAUGCAUAUACUGGCUGGAUAUCGACAUUGGUUCAACUUGAUAAAGAAAAACAACCCGAAUAUAAAUUUCAAGUAGUCGCCACCGACAAUGGAAAUCCAAAACAUUUCGCAAGAACUUCUGUGCACGUCAAAUUGAAAGAUUAUAACGACAAUCCUCCCGCGUUCGUAGAUGAUCGUUACGAAGCAACUGUAAACGAAGACGCACUACCAGGAACAGUCGUGGUCAAGUUGAUCACCGUCGACAAGGAUUCGGACGUGAACACACCUAUAGAAUUUUACAUAACAUCCGGUGAUCCGAGAUCUCAGUUUCAAAUUAGAUCGACUGGCGAGGUGUACGUGGCAAAAUCUCUGGAUCGGGAAACGAUCGAUCGUUAUGAACUCGAAAUAGUCGGCACCGAUGGUAAAUACGUUUUCAAAACGCGAGUAACGGUACAGAUACUCGAUGUAAACGACAAUCCGCCAUAUUGUCUGAGGUAUCGUUAUAGAGAAAUUCUAUCCGAAGGUUCUCAUCCAGGCACUUACGUAUUAACCGUGCUCGCCACUGAUUACGAUGACGAACCAAACGCCAAAUUGCGUUUCUAUUUAACCGGCGACAACAACGACAAGUUCUCAUUGGACAAGGAAACAGGCGUCUUGAAGACGAUUGGUCAGUUGGAUCGAGAGUCUCAAGCGAAGUAUUCACUCACUGCUCAUGUGCAGGAUAGGGACAAGCCAUCUUGGGAAUGUUCAUCUCAGUUAGAAAUCUUGAUCUCGGAUUUGAACGAUAACGCACCCAAAUUCACCAUGCAAACGUAUAGUGCAACACUGCCGGAAGAUGUAGAAGUUGGUACUUUGGUAACGAAAGUGCAUGCCACGGAUGAUGAUAUCGGCAUUAAUCGCAAGAUCAGAUACGAGUUCAUCGAUUCCGCCGAUGGCCAUUUCCUCAUCGCAACGGACAGCGGCAUCGUUACGCUCGGCAAACCAUUGGACAGAGAAACGAAGGCGAUGUAUAACGUGACUAUCCAGGCAUUGGAUCAAGGAACCCCUCAAUUGAUGAGCAUGACUUCGUUAAUCGUCAACGUUCAAGAUAUCAAUGAUAAUCCACCGGAAUUUGCGUCCAAGAUUUACUUCUCUAAAGUUCCUGAAAUCUAUGCGGUUGGCACGGAAGUGGCAAGAGUUCUCGCAACGUCUAAAGAUACCGGGGUUAAUGCCGAUGUUUAUUACUCAAUCGUUGGCGGGAAUGAACAUAAAAAGUUCCAGAUCGAUGCGCGUACCGGUGUCAUUAUAAUUGCGGAACAAUUGGAUUUUGAGCGUGCAAGAGAUUAUUUUUUGACUAUUCAGGCUGUGGAUGGAGGAAUUCCGCCGUUGAGUAAUCAUGCCACUGUGAAUAUUACUGUGAUUGAUAGCAACGAUAACGCGCCUAUAUUUAGUGAAGUUUCGUACAGAGCUUCUAUAAGAGAGGACGCAAAGAUUGGAGAGAAAGUUAUACAGGUAUUCGCAAAUGACUUGGAUAGCGAAGAAAAUGGAAACGUAUCUUAUUAUAUAGAACGAGGUGACAGGCAAAAGCAAUUCUCGAUCGAUCAGAAAACGGGACAAAUUGUCGUUGCCGCUCCGUUGGAUCGCGAAGAAAUUGGUAAUUACGUGCUAGAGGUUCACGCCCGUGAUAGCGGCAUACCCGUACUUUCCAGCUUCGUAAUGGUAAACAUCGAGGUUCUAGAUGCAAAUGACAAUUCGCCGCUGUUCUCCCUUUCAAAUUAUACCGCAGUUGUACAAGAAGACAAGCCCUUGGGUCAUACUGUAUUACAAUUCGUGGUCACAGACGCAGAUAUCGAGCCAAAUGCCGCCCCAUAUACUUUUGAUUUUCGAUCUGGAAAUGAAGGUGACGCGUUCAGAUUGGAACAGGAUGGAACAUUACGAACUGCGACUAAAUUCAACAAUAGAGUGAAAGAUAAAUAUGUGCUGCAUAUACGCGUCUUCGAUAAUGGAAGUCCACCUUUAUAUUCCGAUGCUUGGGUCUUGAUCAAAGUAAUCGAGGAAUCUCAAUAUCCUCCGGUAAUUACGCCCCUAGAAGUGGUUAUUAAUUCGUACAUGGAUGAAUAUCCUGGUGGAAUUAUUGGAAAAGUUCAUGCAACGGAUCAGGAUCAAUAUGACACUCUUUUGUACAAUUUGAAUCCAUCGUCUCCUAUUCCAAACGAUCUUUUCCAAAUUGACAAAAUCGAUGGCACUUUGGUAGCUCUUCCACGACUCGAUGUCGGUGAAUACAAAGUAAAUGUCAGUGUAACAGAUGGAAAAUUUAGCAUGCAUUCAAUAGUAAAAGUAAACGUUGAUUUAAUAACCGAUAAAAUGUUGGAGAAUUCUGUAAUUGUAAGAUUCAGAGAGGUUAGCCCGGAAAAUUUCAUAUUAAGCCAUCGUAAAGGAUUUAUCAAGACUGUACGAAACGCGAUGAAUUGUAGAUUAAAAGACAUCGUUAUUAUAAGCGUUCAACCUUCUACGGAUGAAAUAAAUUUAAUUAAAUCUCGCACUAUUCGACAAACCGUACACAAUGAUCUGGAUCUUUUAUUCGCAGUAAAGAAAAGUUCUACACCUUUAGGAUUUUACGCUUCUGAAAGUAUACGGGAAGCAUUGAAUCAGCGUAUCGAAGAACUGGAAGAAUCGACGAAAUUGGUAGUGGAAGAAAUCGUCAGAUUUAAAUGCAACAAAGAGUACUGCGUUUAUGGAGAUUGUCAAGACAAAGUUGUUCUCGAUGUUACACAAAUAACACCUGUAGCUACUGAUGUGAUGAGUUUCGUUUCGCCGCGUCACAAACACAAGAUGGAGUGUAGUUGUAAAGAAGGAUAUGCCGGCAAUCAUUGCGAGCUGGUCGUGAACGAAUGUGCCAGAGAUCCUUGUCCCAUGUUUAAAGUUUGCAUUCCUGAUUCUUCUGUUCAAGGAUAUUUCUGCCAAUGCCCAGAAGGCUUCGCUGGACAAACCUGUGAUAUUGACAUCUCCAAGUGCCACGACGAAUCUUGUUAUAUUCCACGGAAUCCAAUAUCAUUCAGUGGCAAGAGUUACGCUCGUUACAGAAUCGACAAAGCCCACAUCAGACAGACCAUCGAGGAUCGUCUUAGUUUAUCUUUACGAAUCAGAACGGUACAAUUAACUGGAAAUUUAAUGUACGCAGCUGGCAAGGUCGAUUACAAUAUUUUAGAAGUUAUGAACGGAGUCGUACAAUACAGAUUCGAUCUGGGUAGUGGAGAAGGUUUGGUUCGCGUGAGCAGUGUAUACGUGAGUGACAGACAAUGGCACGAAAUCCAAUUAGAACGGGAAAGUAACAGCGCUAAAUUAACUGUAGAUGGAAAACACGUAGCUCAUGGAUCGGCGCCCGGUAUAAACGAUAUUCUAAAUCUUCAAUCCGAUGAUCUAUAUUUGGGCGCCGAAGUUAGGCAACAUCCAUCGAUUCUGGGCUUUGAAGAUGUUCAACGUGGUUUCAUAGGGUGCAUGGAUGAUGUCAGAAUCGCCAGAGUAUCGGUGCCACUGCACAUGAGUGGAGCUAGUAGCGUUGCUGUUUUAAAACGCUUUGCAAAUGUCGAAUUUAGUUGCGACGCUUCUACAGUUCUCGUGUCCCCAGGAAUUUGUGGUUCACAACCUUGUCAAAAUGGUGGUACAUGCAAGGAUUCUGGUGGCGACAAUUACGAAUGCCAGUGUCACACCAGAUUUAAAGGACAUGCUUGCGAAAUUGAUACCGAUCCUUGCGCAUCUUCACCCUGUCUCUAUGGUGGCCGUUGCAAAAUCGUUCCGGAAGGAGGUGACUUUACUUGUGACUGUGUUGGACCAAGCUUAAGCGGAAAACGUUGCGAAUUCGGGAGAUAUUGUAGUCCAAAUCCCUGUAUCCACGGUGGAGUAUGCGAGGAAGGAAAUAAUGGACCUAUAUGCAAAUGUCAAGGAUUCAUGGGCGAUCGUUGCGAAACGGAUAUAAAUGAAUGCGACGCUAAUCCAUGCACGAACGGAGGUACUUGCGUGAAUGAAAUAGGAACCUACAGAUGUAUCUGUCCUCCCAAUAUGACAGGACUAAAUUGUGGCAACCCGGCAUAUUCCACACCGAUCAUAUCUAGCCAUUUUAACAUCACGUGGGAGCAGCUGAUGUGGAUUGGUAUCGCAGUCGUACUGAACGUAUUUCUGAUCAUUAUAUUCCUCACCUUCCGUCGAAUCAGAAUGAAACGGACGAGAGCACGAGCGAACAAUAUCAACAACGAGACCAGGAAACAAAUCGUGUUAAACUCGGCACGACCUCACGAACACGAGUUCAAACGUAGCUCAAAAUUGAGCAACUUGGAAGUGAUACAGAGAGAACCUCCCCAAUGCCCUCCUAGACCCGCUUCCUACACUCCAAGCUCGAACAACGAGCCGGCCGCGUACGGUAACUCCGCAGCCGUGGCGUUAAAUAAUUUAGAUACGUUGCGUAGUUACGGCAGCGCCGGUGACGAGUUGGAAAAUUUCCCUCCUGAUUAUUUGAGAAAUCUAAACCGCAGUACACCCGUGCCCCCUCCAUCCUUAACCCUUGCUAAUCCAGUCGGUGGAAACGCUACAGGCAGUGACACGGAUAGCCUUCAUAAGCCGAGCUGGCAAGAGCAGAUGCAACUAGCUUCCUUCAUCACGGACACGACAAAGAUAAAGAAUGACCUGAAACGAGCGAGCCCAGUGGUACCAGAGCUGACCACUGGAGGACUUCUACUAAAUUCUUCUCGACGCGUGCCUCAUGGAGGUGGGACCUCCGUUGCCUCCAUGACGUCCAUCGAGGAUGAUCCUCGUAUAGUCGGUGGGUAUCACUGGGAUUGUUCAGACUGGGUCAGACCAAGCCAAAACCCCUUGCCUAAUAUCACGGAGGUGCCUGGAAGCGAAGUACCAGACUCGUCCAGCUUCCACAGCAAUGAGAGUAACGAAUCAAACACUCAUCAGUUACCGUCAGUGCACGGCUCUGUAGAUCCAGCGAGAGACAUCGAGACAUUGAACGAAGAUCAAGAAUCAGAAUACGUCGGGGACUCGGAAUGCGGGACUGAAUUCUCUGAACAAUAUCAAUGCGCGGAAACACAGCGUUUGAAUCCCCUGGACAGUGGCGGCGAAGGAGAAUACAAGUAUAAAAGUUCCGAAAGUUAUCUUCGCCAUCCGAAUUCUUAUCUACCGCAUUACAAUAUCCACACGGACACAGAGAACGAAACGAAUCCGUUGAAUGGACGUCUUAGUACUUUAGAAUCCGAUGAGGAGGAAGACGACGUAGUGCCUUAUGGUUUCCCAAGCACCCGACGAAACCGAUGUCACAAAGGAGACGAGGUCGAUGAAAUCGGUUCGGUGAUCACCACUCUCGAGGAAAGGAAUUCGUUGUUAGGCGGUGCGACGAGUAACAGCGAUUUAUCCACCAAUUUGUGCGAGAUUGAUGAUUCCGAGUACGAAAUCACCGAUCAAAAAAGUAACGGCCGUUUGUGGUUGUCGGGGAACGGUAUCACGCAGACCUCGGUGUGACAAACAGUGGUGCCACGACUUAAAAACAAAUUGAACAUAAUCGUCUUUUUCUGUGCUUAAGACAGUGCGAAUGUUAUGUGAAUAUAAAAAGAAAUAUUGUACAUACGUAUUAUUGAAUCAGAGGUAGAGAAAAAAAUGAUAAAAAGUGUGUACAGAGGCAGCUAUGAAUAUAAAGAACUGAUGAACACGAGAUAAUUAAUAAACACGGUAUAAAAAUUCGCAUACUGAGCUAACGAUGCGAAUUGUUUACGCAUCGUACCUCAAAUCUCCUAUGUAGGUAGAGCUUAGGUACUCUCGUUACGUACUUAAUUCCGCGAAAUCCUCGAAACAAUUGAGUAUGAAAAUGACGUAUCCGGGAGCAAUUCUUGUUUUCAUAUAACUUCCGUUAUAUAUUUAAUAAUAAUUGAAAUAGGACCAUUUGACGAAUUGGUAACAUAGAAGAUUGCAUUUUAUCAGAUGAUUUUAUUUAAUUAACAUUUUGACAAUUUUAUGAUAUAUGGAUUAUUAAAAGUUUUGUUUCUUUUUAAAGAUAAAACAUCGUUUCAUUCUACCAAAGGGGAUGAGGUUUAGUAAAGAAAAAAUAUAUAUAUAUGUAUGUAUGUAUAUGUAUACAAUAUGAAAAAUAUAUGUAUACAUAUAUAUCGUGACAACUAUACGCAACUAUUAUGAGUAAGAAGUUAUCUUGAUUAAGAAUAAAAUUUGUUACUUGAGAGAAGUAAAUUUAAUCACGACCGCGUUGUCAGACCAAUGACUAUUGUUUAAUAAUCUAUCGUUUAAACUUAAAUGUUAUCCGCAACUAUAAUUCCACUGCAAAAAAAAAGUACAUAGGUACAUUUAUGUAUUUUUACUAUUUGCUAACCGACUUUAUUUUGGUUACGUACGAAAUAAACAGAAGGACUACUUAAUAAUAUAGAUAUAAGUACAGCAUACAUAUAGUCUAGUGAGUAAAUAAAUUGACUCUAGUGAAAAAAAAAAACAGUGCUCUGCUUCUAGGGCGAAUAUAUGUGCAUGUCUGCUGACGUUUACUGCAGCAAAGCACAAUAGUUAAAAAGAUAUGAAAUAUUUUUACUGUGAUGAUAAUAAUGUUUAUACAAUGAUCAAAUACUAUGACUUGUAUGAUAAUGAUUGUAAUAUUAACUAUCCAACGUUUUUUAAGAGAAAAAAAAUUAAAGAAUCGCGGAAGAUAGUACUCCAAUUCCGUGCGUACGUAAUACUAAGUCAACGUUCCGUUCGUUUAAUUUCAUUUUUUUUUCUCUCUUUUUAUUUUAUAUAUAUAUAUAUUUUACUUCAUUUCUUCUUUCAUUAGUCACCAUCAGUUCAACAAACAUAACUGCAUAUAUGGUGCUAUUACUUACAUCACGCUUUAACAUUUUUAUCUACUCGAUAAGACUGCUCAGCAAUGUGGAUCAUUCGCAAUUCAUCAACGCUCUUCAUAAAUUACUCAUAGUUCUCAUACCGUUAUUUUCAUCAUGAAAAUCUGUCCAAAUAACGAUAAUGAAACAUUUUUUGAACUGCCAACUUAAUAAUAAUGCCGUACGAACGAAGGCAUUCCCCUUGAUUAAUUUGUGUAGUUAAGCGUGACACACAAAGAGUCAAGAAACUGUUAUUUCUGUGCCUAAUGUCUUUUAAAUACCGUGUACUUCCACGCAAGAUACUUCUUUUUCCGUUGAACAAAUAUUUAGCAGCAGCUUAAUUGGGAGAGGUGUACACGUUCUGUUUAUACAUGUAGAAUUCUACUGACAAAUUCACUGUUUAUGUUCCUGUUCUCUGAUGUUAGCCAUCUUUUUCUACAUUUAGUACGAUAAACGAGUAAACGACGUUAAUAAUAUGAAACAGGGUGACUUUUUUUGUGUUUAACCGAGAGGAAAAGAAAUUAUUGUCUUCUUUUUGUGUAAGUUUGAAAUAGCUGUGCCUCUCCUCUCUGAAAUUUCAAUGCAAUUACUUACAUGGAUACAAUGAACAUGACAAUUUAUUCUAUAUUAGAAUGAAAUAAGGAUAUUGUACAGUUUUAACUUAACAAAUUGUAUCGGAAUCAACAUCAACGCGCAAUGAAAAUUUCAGUUUGCGUCGAAGCACAGCGAAUUCUUAACUAUUAAGAUUAGUUUUUAUAUCUUAUGAAUUAACAGUGAAAAAAACAUUGGUUAAAGACUGUAAAGCGAUGCGGAUUAAACGAUCAUUCAUUUAUAAAUAUUGUACCAAUCAGUUUAUAUCAUGUGGACAUUAUGAAGUAUUUUGUUUUAAAGAUAAAAAAGAAGAAACGCAAUAUUUUAUGGAACUUUUGAUCAAAUAACAACAUUAAGUUUUAUUAAAUGAAAUAUAAAAUAGACUUAAUUAAUUCAGUAUGAUUAAUAAUUUAAGCAAUUGGAAUUGAUCAAAAUAAGUGAAUUUCAUUUUUAUGCGUUUACUUUUUUAUUUUUCAAACUAUUUAUUAUUGAUUUGUGUACUUGAUAACUUACAAACUAAUAAAUAGUUCCAUUUAUUUCUUACUUUACUGUAACUUGCCAUAAUUAUAGGAUGAUGACGAACGUAGAAAAAAUUAAACAUAAAAAAAUGUGGGUACAACUUCCAAAUUCACCGCAACACUUAGCCCUGCUAAUAGGAUACAUAUCGAUAUCAUGAAAUCCUUCAAACAAUGAGGAACUUGACUUGUUAUAAUUAGAAGGCUAUAAUUAAUUUGUACAAGAUCAACCUAUUGUAAUAAAGAAUACAAUCUUGCCUA